This is a messenger RNA of Moneuplotes crassus, 1501 nucleotides long. The record is from the annotation of a GenBank genome assembly. Lineage: Eukaryota; Ciliophora; Spirotrichea; Euplotida; Euplotidae.
UUGAAGAUGGAUAUAAUAAAGUUUACCAGGACAUGUCAGCCAUGACGAGUAGGUCUGAGGCGUGAUUGUUUAGAGGAUUUUACAAACAAGAUGAGAGAUAUUGUUAAAGUCUUCAAAAUGCUCAGUGAGGCAAUGGUUGGGAUUAUAUAUAGAUCAAGAGUCAGAGUGAUUUAUUAAAGGGAUCUGAAAAUCUCUCGAAAAUAGUGAAUUAAUAGAAGGAAGUAAAGAUAAUCCUUCUCGCUUUCUUGAAGCAUUCAAAGAAGUUAGAAGCUUGAUGUUCAAGAAUCUUGAAAAGAAAUAAUAAAUGUUUGAACAAUCUAACUCUUCCUGAUUCAAUCACUUCCAAUCGGACAGCUUCAUCUCAGACUCCAUCUUCACAACUGAUCUUCUUCAGUCAAUCACCAGGACUCCAGACUGAAAGUAAAGAAUCAGAAGAUCGAAAAAAGAAUAAUAAGAGGGAGAAUAUUUUACAGAAAGAUUGCAAUACCAGAAAACUCGCGGAUCCUUCAGAUAGAAAAUUCAUGGAUCUUGGUGCUGAAAGAUACUCUCAGUCCAAACUUUGCCUAUCGAGGCCUGAAGGAAAUGAGAGUUCAGCAUCUCUUGGCCAUGAUGGUUCACUUACUAAUUUAGCCAUGCAAAAGUCCAAUAAACUGCAUGAUAGGAAAGAUAAAGACUCAGAGUCCUUGGUCAAACACAAAAAGAAAACCUGAUAUUCGAAGAUAAAAAUUGAAAAUAAUUGAGAGGAAAGCAAAUCAGAUUUAGAAGAGAACUCUUUCUCAUUAGAGAAUCCUCCAGAUUCUAUAUCAUCUCAAUCACUCAGAGAAUGCUACAGUGAUUACUUUAAUAUCAUUCGUAGGCCUGAUCGGGAUAAAUUUGGAAAAUUCUACCGAAAAGUAUUUCAGUGAAAACUUUGCUGAAAAGAAAAGAUUGAUAAUUUAAAGUGUGUGCCAUUUGAAACUGAGGAGGAGCUUAAGAUGAACGAUCACAUAUCGUCCCACUCCAAAGCCACUCUAGCAUACUUCUAUAAAUAAGCGGGAUGUGUCCAUCUUGUACAAAGAAAGUAGGUGACCUUGCUGCUUCAAGGAGUUCAAGUGCAAGUUUAGUCUGUUGAUGCAUGUGCGUGGUCAUUGGGUGUACGAACCCAGUGACAACCCGUUCAAGUGCCCUAUUCCCAACUGUGAUUAUGGAUACUACAGAUAUGAUGUACUAAGAAAGCACUAUGAUACUCAUCUGAGCCAACUCACUCCUAAAGAGAGAAGAGAUUUACCAAAGAGAUUGAAUGUGAGAACAAAUAGCGCCCAAGUCACCAGGGAUUAUAUUAACAAACUCAACCACCUUAGGAGCAUCGGUCAGACUCCUCCAAAUUUCAAAUUCUUCACAGUGAUGGGAGUAUCCUUUGAAACCUACAUUGACUCCAAACUCAACUUGAAUGACUCAAGAUAUCUCAACAAGAAGCUUGAUAGAGAGCUAAAAUUGUCAAUCAUUUAAUUGCAGUCAAUAA